Molecule: messenger RNA, 1589 nt
Organism: Bursaphelenchus okinawaensis
Lineage: Eukaryota; Metazoa; Nematoda; Chromadorea; Rhabditida; Aphelenchoididae
Source: the annotation of a GenBank genome assembly
AUGUCAACCCGCUGGGCCUUGUGUGUCUUGGCCGUAGCCGUCGCCGUUUGUGCUCACGACAAUUCGACAAAUGAGGAUAUCAACGAUGUCAAAAACAACCCAGCUGCAGGACGUUACUACGGUGUCAGCAAUGCCUACUACCCACCUUAUGGACCUCCACAGUACAACUACGAAGCUCCAUUCGAUUACAAGCCUCUAUAUGACAGUAAGUGUAGAUAAGGGAGAUUUAAUAUUUGAAACUUUAAAAUUUCAGCUUUUUACGCUUGUAAUAUUGAGUUACAAUACGCUAAUGGCUAGUAAAAGUGGAAAACCACAUUUUAAAGACAAAAGUUUCGAACUGACGUGACAAAAAGAUUGAAUUUAUUACAGUACCUUUCGUAUUAAAAAAUAAACAAAAUUUGCUGAGGUUUCAAUUUUUUAAAACUUUUGAACUUACCGUAUUGAUUGCUUUUCUAGCCCAUUACUGUUCCGUCCAUGGCUCCUUCGCCUUGACAUUCUCAGACGUUGGUAAGUUGAAGGAUGUUAUCGUUUCACAGUUUUCAAUCUUUUCUUCAGUUUAAUUAAUCAAAAUUUAAAAUUUUUUAAAUAAAAAAAUUAGUUUGGUCCAAUCAAAACCUUUUGAAUUUUUUUUUCAAUUUAAAAUUUUUUAUUUUAAAAUUUCAGCCCCAGGCGACUACAACGCUGAAAACCAAGGCUACGCUCCACCACCGACCAAACGCAACCGUAAAUACAUCAGAGAGUACUGUCGAUUCUCGGCCGCCCAAUCCGACAAAGCCUGUCACUUCUGUUGCCAAGUCGUCGCUCGUUCUGCCUACACCAACAAGGUCAGUUUACCAUGGUUUUACAAGUCAAACCUCGUUUUUACCACGGUUUUUACAAUUAAAUAUUCUUUUUACAAUAUUUUAGGGAAUCUGUUAUAGUCAACCCUCAACUUUACUAUAGGUUUUCUAUAUUUACACUGUUCAAUCGACUUUUUACAUUUUCAGGAUGACAUCAUCUCGGCCAUCUUCGCCUUCGACCCAGCCAACCCAACUGCCGGAGGUGCUGGAGCUCCAAUCUCCGACGACUCGUACGGUCAUCAGCCUGGCUAUGGAGCUCCACCACCACCAGGCAACUAUGGUCCACCACCGCCACAACCAGGUUAUGGCCAAGGCCCACCACCACCAGCUGGAUACGGUAGUGCCCCACCUCCACCACAACAAUAUGGUGCUCCCUACAGGCAAAAGAGAGUAAGUUACUUUAUGACAGUAAUGUAGGUUCUUAUAUUGAAGGUGAAGAUGUUGUAGUAUACUGUAAAUUUUAAACUCUGGUUUAAUCCGAAACUUUCGACUCUAAAACUUGUUUUGAGUGCUAUAUAAGUCUUAAAUUUAAAGCACUUUUAUAUACCGUAAUAAUAUACUUUCGUGCUCAAAUUUACCUCGAAUUUUAUUCAAAUAUAAACUAUUUGUUGCUUUCAGGAUGCCGAAGCUGCCCCACCAUCCACGGCUCCAGACAGCUACCCAGUGGAACCCGAACACCCAGCCCCAGCCGGCUCUACCGUCUACAAGCCCAUCAACCAAUGUGUUUGCUGUGCCCCAAAGUACAAGUAA